This is a messenger RNA of Schistosoma haematobium, 4560 nucleotides long. RefSeq lists its product as uncharacterized. NCBI's taxonomy places the organism in Eukaryota, Metazoa, Platyhelminthes, Trematoda, Strigeidida, Schistosomatidae. The transcript is spliced from 3 exons. The coding region runs from base 1990 to 2583 and encodes 197 amino acids. Gene Ontology annotation, biological process: sphingolipid biosynthetic process. Gene Ontology annotation, molecular function: 3-dehydrosphinganine reductase activity. The record is from RefSeq and is a predicted model, not a curated record. Gene Ontology annotation, cellular component: endoplasmic reticulum membrane.
GAGGUCCAAUGAGGCCCCAGGCUAAAAGAAGAAAAAUUUGGAAUAUUACACAGAAGUCGAUCGUAUUUUUCUUUGUUUUAACUUCAAGCUAAUAGCAUACUCUUUUUUAAAACGAUAAUAAGUUCUGAAGACUUACAUGGAUUGUGAUUGAAAAGACAUUACUACAAUGAAAUUCGGGUAAACAAUGUCGGUGGACAUAUAGGCUAUCAGCAAAAUCAAUUCUUCUAGGCGUGUAGCGGCAAAAACCAGUCACUACAAUGGUUUGUACAACCUACGGUAUAAGUGGAAUAACAUUACAUGAAGUUUCUGAUUAUUAAAGUCUGGAUAUUAUUUUUAGCAACAACCUUAAAACUACUGGUGACUGCAAAGUGAUAACUUUCAAAGAAUGAGCUUUUGUUAGUACGCCUUAUCUUUUUCAUCCAUCUGUGCCUAAUAAUCUGAGAUGGCAUUUUUGGAAAGUUAAAAACUGAAAUCGAAUCUCCUAUGUCAUUUUCGUUUCAAGCUCGGUGGUAAAUUACUUGAACUCCCUACCAGAACAAGCAAUGCAUAUGAUAAAUUCAAAGAGAGAGUGAAGCACCAUAGCACUAUAAAUCGUGAAGAUAUGUACAGGUAACUUGGCAUCCUAUUUUCACUUCUACAGACUGAAAACCAAUUCGAACAUCCUUCCAAAACGAGGAGUAUGAACCUGAUUGAUAAAUUGAAUCCUCAAGGGGAAGCACAUUGCUUGGAUUAACACGAGUCAAUUUACCUACUAUCCUUAAAACAAAACACUGAACAUCAAGAAGUGUAGUGAACAAUAUUAGCAGAGCGCCAAUAUGAACUGGUAUGCACCUUGCAUAAAUCUUAUGGGGGCUUGAAGGAAUUCGCGCCUAAAUUAUUCCAUGAAUGCUUUUGAAUGUCAAGGAGAUAAGUUUAGAUUUUCCCCCAUUUUCGGGUUAAGGAUUAGUGAGGAUCUGAUAUUGAGUAUUUCCCAUCAACGGUACCAGUUUUAUUCGUGUACUCAAUGACUGGUUACAAGAAAGCCAAACUCGGUCAACUAAAUAGAUUGGUCACUUUGAAAAACAAGAUUUCUACACAAAAGCACAAUAUUUCCGAUGCUGCAUCCAAAUCUAUCAGUGAUAUACACUUUGCGAAGAAGCUGGUAAGCCUACUGGGACAGGCUACAUGCACUUCGUAUCCAGAUCAUCAGAUAAAAUCGAUUCUUUGCUCUGUUGAUGUGAUAAAGAACAACUACCUGCGCACUGGACGUCUCCGCAAGGAAGCAUGUGAAACUUCGGACUCCAUAAUUAAUCCUUAUGUACCGAAGGGCCAUCAAGCACUCUCCGAUCUAUCUGGCCUUUUAGAACGUGAUGUCUCUAUUCACUUACCUUUACUAGAGAAGAAGCAUAAACCCUUCACUCUCUGUAAAAACAAUGAAACUCACCCCAGUCUUGUAGAAUAUGAUCUUUCAGAUGAUGAUAUAUAACGAUCCAUUGUUUAAAACUGAAAAAUAGUUUGUCCAAAUACAAAGUAUUUCUCGUUUUCGACUUGUUGAACUUGUGUGGGAUUUAGCUGACUUUGUAACUUUUGCAGAUUUUUAUCAUUUCCACUACAGCCUUCGCAUUUGCUGCUUGCCUGUUAUUUUAUUGGCGAAACAACAAUCCUGGUAGUAGAAAGUCACUUCAUGGUUUUAAUGUCUUAAUUACCGGCGGAUCAAGCGGAAUCGGUCUAUCUCUGGCUAAGCUGUUUUACGGAGCUGGUGCUAAUGUAACAAUCGUCGCUCGAGACCUGAAGAAACUUGAGUCUGCACGGGAAAUUAUAAAAUGUGGAAAAGAUAGAAAUAACAAUGUCUUUAUUUUGUCAGUUGAUUUGACCUCAGAGUAUAGUGUUUUGAAUGAAACCUUCAGUAAACAUGUGGCUACUCUUGGAUCUGUUGAUAUUUUAGUGAAUUGUGCUGGCUAUGCUGUUGCCCGCAAGUUUUUGGAUACUUCUACUGAUGAUAUCCAGGGAAUGUUACAUUUGAAUUACUUAUCUGCUGUUCAUGUGACAAGAAUUUUAUUGCCUUACAUGUUAGACCAGAAAUUCCACCAGACUCAUGAACGACGCAUUGCCUUCAUUUGUAGUCUUGCCAGUCAAGUAGGUGUGUAUGGUUACGCAGCGUACACGGGUAGUAAAUAUGCUUUACGUGGUUUCGCGGAGACAUUGGAAAUGGAGUUGGGACAUAAAGGCCCAUUUGUAACAAUCGCUUUCCCACCCGAUACAGACACUCCGGGAUACAUUCGUGAAAAUGUUGGUAAACCAGUUGUAACUAAAGCGAUAUCUGCUACUGCAGGGCUAGCGUCACCGGAUGAUGUGGCAAAGUCUGUAUAUUUGGAUAUAAUGAAUGGAAAAUUGAUUAGUACAUGUGGAUUAGAAGGAGUAUUUCUUUCUUGGAUAACUGCUGGGAUAUUUCCUCCUGUAAGCGUACGAUGCCGUUAUCUUUCUGAUUUUAUUCCGGGUAUUAUAUUCGCUUGUGUGGAGAUUUUAGCUGCAACACCAUUUCGUGCUGUUGGAAUUGUUUAUGCUUUCUGGAUGCGAUAUAUUUCGUUUAAAUACAAUGAAUAACACUUGCUGACGUUUUUUACAUGUGAAAACUUUUUGUGAUCAUACAAUGUUAUUUCGUUAUGAAUCGUAUACUCAGGUUUCCUUUGUUAUAAUUGCCCAUAUUUUUAUUGUUUUUAUUAUAAUUUUUAUUUACUGUUACACUUAUAAACUGAACGAAACUUCGUCACUUUAUCAAAAGAACUCGUUUUAUUAGAAGAAAAUUAACUUGCUGCAUUGUAGCCUAUUGAUUGUGAAAUUUAUUAAUUAAUGUAUAUUAUAUUUCAUUUUAUAAUAAAUAACAUAUUGUUGUCUAGUUUAUGACAAAAAUAUUUCAGUUAUUUCCCUUGUUUUUUUUUACCGAAUGUUUAUUUUAUUUAUCUGACAGGUUGCCGAAUGUUAUCCUUACUAUUUUCCAGUCAUCAGUAAAACUUACUACCCUAAGUGACUGAUUUUUUUUUUCAAAUUAAUGAUUUGUAAGUGUCUGCUACUAAUUUAAAUGUUACUAUACAUUCUCUGUAUCAUUGGUUUCCAUCAAAUAUAUCUGAUGUAUUUUAAAUUGGAAUUUUCCAUAAAGUAUAUUCUUGAUAAGUUUCCUUUACAUUGGAACCAACUUUGGGGGAUGAAAUAAUCGUAGAUUAUAAAUGGAAUAGAGAUUAGUUUUCAUUCUCUUUUACUUACUUUCUUUUAAGUUAGGGGGGCUAUUCAGUAAAAAAACUCGUUAAUAUAUAUAAUGUAUCCCAUGGUAACAAUGAAAAUCACAAACGUAAAAGUAGCUUGGUCAUAUUUUUCAAUUACCAAGUUCUCGCCUACCCCACAGUGAGAUAGCAAUCGGAGUGCAAUUAAUUUUAAAAAUUAAGAGUUAUUGAGUUGGAAUAUAACACCAGUCCUUGAAUUUACUAACUUGAUUUAAGUCACGUAGAAAGAUGUUGACUUCUCAGAUGAGUCACUGGCUGACAGAAAUCAUUAGUGGCAUAUUUUCGAAUGUCACAAUAGCGUAAAACCAUGCACAAUUACCCUCUAAAUCCUGAUCAUUUUUCUACUCUUCAAUCAUUUCCUCUUUCGGACAUGUACUAUUCUAUUUCACUUUGAUAUCUUUGUUGAGAAAUGCAACAACUUUUGUGCGAGAUCAUACCCUGAUAUGUAUAUCUGCGAAAAAGAAAAAACUCAGUCCGUAGACCCUUUUUAAAAUUAAUGAAAAACUAUCAACCUAUUAUUUUUCUGACGAUGAUAUUGUAAAAAUACACGAAAAGUAUCGAGAAACUUGUUCGUUCAAUUGUAAAGUAAAAUUGACCUGUGUCCAUUGGGGAGUCAUUUUAAACUACCGUAAUAAUGAUUCAUUUUGUGUUGUUUGUUUGAAUCUUCACAUUGGUGUUUAGGACUGAAAUUGAUCGGUCUCUUACUGACUUAUGUGCAUCUUGUGUGGAUUGCCUCGAUAUCACCUUAAGUCACAAGCUUUAUGAGCGAAGAUGGAUGGUGGCUAGCAGUGGAAUCCAGGACGUGCGUUUCGUCCUAUCUGGGACUCGUCAUCUGGAUUCAGUAGCUAGGUGGAUGACGUGAUGGCGUUUGAAGCAAACGGUGCUAAGUUCGAGCCCCGAAGUAAACACCAACUCUGGACUGCAGGCACAUCCAUCUGACGAGUCUCGAAUAGGACGAAACACGCGUCUUAGAUUCCACUGUUAGCCAUCCUUCAUCUUUGCUCAUAAUGCAAUAAUGUUUGGAUACAUUAGUUAAUAAUAUUUUUAGGAGCAAUAUUUUUGACAAAUUGGUGACCUUAUUUGUUAUAACUCUGUUUCUUCUUACGGUUAAUGACCCAGCUAUUCCCAUUGCUUAGUAUUCUCGGACACCGAUUCACUCGACAAGUCCCCAAAUCAGAACACGGUUGAACAGGAAAAAGAUUAUAUCCCAAAUAGCAAGUCAGAAGCCAGUAGGAAGCACAAUAGGGAAAAACGUCAGUAUAUUUAUAGUUUUUACAUAAGAAAAAUCCAGAAUAUUCUCCAA